GCGUUGUCCCCGCGCUCUGGCUCCUCCCCGCUGUGUGUUUUCCUUUUGCUUUUCCUCAUUUGUGACUUGAAGGAAACGCGGUGAGGACGGGAGGUGACUUUUUGUUUUCCUCCCGAGCCUCGGAGCACUUUACUCGGCGAGCUGUGGGCGUUGCGCCUGGAGCAGAGGCGUUUUAGAAGGAGGAAAACGCGGCCCGGCGCCUUGAGUCCCUUCGAGAGCGGCCGCACGGGCGAGGGGAGGUCGCUCCCUCCCUUCGAAGGGGCGGUGCUGUGGCGGUGGAGGGGAGAAACGCGUUGUUUACAUAAAUAAAGCGUAUCAAGAGCAGCAACGCCGCCUUUCGCCCCGUGAGCUCCGGCGGGCAGCGCUCGGUGCUGCGACCGAGAGCAAAGGAUUCAUUUGUGUGAUGUGCUUUUGAAAGAACAACGAAGGAUCUGUUGCAUACUAAAUGCUUUUGGGAAAACUCUCCUCCUGAUGUCUUUCGCAAACUAAUUGAAUCACCAUAGAAAUUCAGCAUGGGAGGAGCUGUGAGUGCUGGAGAAGACAAUGAUGACUUAAUUGAUAACUUGAAAGAAGCUCAGUAUAUCCGUACUGAGAGUGUGGAGCAAGCCUUCAGAGCAAUUGAUCGUGGCGAUUAUUAUUUGGAAGGAUACAGGGACAGUGCUUACAAAGACUUGGCUUGGAAGCAUGGAAAUAUACACUUGUCAGCACCUUGCAUUUAUUCUGAAGUCAUGGAAGCUCUGAAGCUUCAACCUGGAUUAUCUUUUCUAAAUCUGGGUAGUGGAACCGGAUAUUUGAGUACAAUGGUGGGAUUAAUAUUAGGACCUUUUGGGAUAAAUCACGGAAUAGAGCUUCAUUCAGAUGUGGUAGAAUAUGCCAAGGAAAAAUUGGAGAGCUUCAUAAAAUAUAGUGAUAGCUUUGAUAAAUUUGAGUUCUGUGAACCUGCGUUUGUGGUUGGUAACUGUUUAGAAAUAGCCUCAGACAGUCAUCAGUAUGACCGGAUUUACUGUGGAGCUGGAGUCCAGAAAGACCAUGAAAACUACAUGAAAAUUUUAUUGAAAGUCGGAGGCAUUUUAGUAAUGCCUAUAGAAGAUCAGAUCUCAAAAGGCUUUACAAAGCUAACCCAAAUCUUGAGGACGGGACAGAACACAUGGGAAAGUAAAAAUAUCCUUGCUGUUUCAUUUGCCCCGCUAGUGCAACCAAACAGAAAUGACAAUGGCAAACAUGAUACUGUGGGACUGCCUCCAUGUGCUGUGAGGAAUCUUCAGGACCUAGCUCGAAUAUAUAUCAGACGCACCCUUAGAAACUUCAUAAAUGAGGAGAUGAAAGCUAAAGGCAUUGCUCAGAAGGCUCCUCCUAAACGGAAACGCAGGCGAUGUCGUAGACGCAGAAUUAACACCUACGUGUUUGUUGGUAAUCAGCUCAUUCCUCAGCCUCUAGAUAGUGAAGAAGAUGAAAAAAUGGAAGAUGAUAACAAAGAGGAGGAGGAGAAAGAUCACAGUGAGGCCUUGAAGCCAGAAGAGCCUCCUCGAAAUCUAUUGAGAGAGAAAAUUAUGAGUCUACCAUUACCUGAAUCUUUAAAAGCGUACUUGACCUAUUACAGAGAGAAGUAACUUGUUUUAAGUAGAAGUAAUGCCUACUGAUAGUUCCCUUAUUCUUGAAAAUGUAGCAUUUAUUAAGAAAUAGGUGGACGAAUUAUUAUUAGUCUUUCAUCAAGACUGAAGUACAGCGAUAAAUCAUAACUUAUCUUUAUCUUUGCUACAAGGAAGACUUGCAUUCAACAGUAAAAUCCCUUUUUAAAAAUCUAUUUUUCUUUAAAUUUUGAAAAUGCUGUUUUAACUCUGAAAGAAAGAUAUAUUCCAUUAUGCAGCACUACCAGUAUUUUGCAUGGUAUGUCUUUUUGAUCCCUAACAGAUCUGUAUUGAUAAAAGGAUGAGUGAAAUUUUAUAUCUGCUAACUAAUUGUUAAACACAUGCAUCUGACUUGAGCAGUUUGUCUGUAUUUAUUAUUAGGGGAACAUUUUAAACACGCAGAUACUUAUCCUCUAAUGUCAGUACCAGACCCUUUAAAAAGUUAAUUUUACUAUGGCUUUGUUGCAAUCAUUAUUAUUAUGUUGGUAUAAAUGUAUUCCAACAACACAAGUGCAAUAAAUGUAUACAGACACUGAAUUAGCUGGCUUUAAUGAAAUAUGAAAGUGCAAGUUCUGAAAUGUCAGGUGACCCUACUACUUCUGCAUUUACCUUUUGCCAAAAGAUCUUGAGAGAAGUAACAGCUUAUCUCAGAGCCUUAAAGAAACAUCAUAUUGAAUGAAAAGGAAAGCAAUGCUUACUUCAGCUCUGCUUAUACUUAACUCCAUUGUAUGCUUUCAGUAUUUCUAACUAGAGGCGCUUCCUCAUUUGUGAGAUGUUUAGGACAGUACUUUUUUUGUUUAUUUCUGCAGCUCAUGGCAUUGAGACAUAAUGUUUUGUAGUACAAGACUGUACUUUAGAUUUGUCAUCUGUAUUUACUGCUUUUAAGUAGAAGUAGAACUUCAACAAAAUUUAGUUUGUAUUGCUUAUUGAAAUAGUUAUUAUAGUAAAAGUUAGAAUUUGUUUGGCAAGUGCACUUUAGUAAAUAGGUUUUAUACUUAACAUGCAUCUCCAAGAAGGUAGACUUGUGCUAGCCUAUAUUUUGUUUCUGAGCAUGGCUCUUAGCACAGAACUAUUCAUAAAAUCGUAUGCAUCUUUUGGAAACCUAUGAGUAGCAGUGCAGCUGUGGGGAUCCACAAUAGUGCUGAUUUAAAUUGUUUUACAAUUUUUCCUCUUCUAGUUGUGAAGUUAUUUGCAGUUCUGAUUUUUUUUUCUUUGUAUGUUCUUAACAUCUUAAUUUCAUAAUUCUUUGUUGUAAUGUAACCAUGAGGCAAAACACUGUUUAUUAAGAACUUGACAUGAUGUGCAUUAAAAGCCACAGUCAUUGGAACAAUCUGCCUGGACCCAGUGAAAAACAUUCCUUAUGAAGAAAUAUCCUGCACAAUACAUUUUUAAUACUGAUAAUUUUUCUGUGUGUGAAAUAACAGACAAUCUAACCAACUUUUCUAAAACAGUAAAGUUCCUAGUCCAAGUAUUUAUAACCAGCCAAUAUUAAUUCAAACUAACAGUCAAGUAUUGACUUCCAGAUAUAUAAGCUGAGACAGAAGAUGCAUAACCCUAUGACAAUGACCCUUUAUUGUGCAUUUCAUGCUGCAGUCCCUGGUUGUUUUUUUUGUUAAGGUACAUGAUAGUAAUGUUUAAAUGGAACUUCAUGAAGGCCUGCUGUACCAGCAUGUGGAGUUAUUUUCCGCAAUAUAUUUACAGUAUAAGUAAACAAUACUAUUUGAAAUAAAUGCUCUGACUUCAUCCUAAAGGCAGGAAGAACUACUAAGGAAUAAUUUUCCAAAAUAAUGAUUCUAAUAAAGUAGUUGUGAUGCUUCAGCUAUAAGAAUUGAGCAUAAUCUUGUUUUAAGUAGGUUAUUUUAGAUGGAGUUUAAAUCAUCUGAAGUUUGAGAUGUUUUAUUCUCUCCUUUUCUUGGAAUAUACAUCAAUAAACUCAAGAAUUUGAGAUUAUUGAAUAUCGCUUAUAUACUUUAAGGACUCUAUACAGGAUGCUUUUGGAGAAUAAACUGCAUUCUUUCACUCCUGUGUACUUGGAGAAAUGGACAACGGAUGAUUUGUCAUGAUUAUUCAGUAUGUAAGUCUUUUUGCAUUCACUGAAAGAGAAUGUUUCUUCUGUGUUUUUAUAUGUGGAUUUAUUUUACACUCUUGAAUUUAUAUUUACAUAAAAAGGUAGAAAAGCAAAAUGUAAUAAAACUUAAUUUUUGCCAUCUCACUUGAUGGGGACGUUGUUGCAAUAAAAAGGUUUUUCUGGUGGUUUCUGCUUGCUUGAA
Coturnix japonica (Japanese quail) is the source of this 3898-nucleotide messenger RNA. RefSeq names its product protein-L-isoaspartate (D-aspartate) O-methyltransferase domain containing 1 (gene PCMTD1). Gene Ontology annotation, biological process: protein modification process. Gene Ontology annotation, cellular component: cytoplasm. The record is from RefSeq and is a predicted model, not a curated record. Gene Ontology annotation, molecular function: protein-L-isoaspartate (D-aspartate) O-methyltransferase activity. Lineage: Eukaryota; Metazoa; Chordata; Aves; Galliformes; Phasianidae.